AUGGAGUACCUAGAGGGAGAGGCUCCUGAUCCGUCAGAAAAUAAUUCAGUACCAACAGCUUCAACAUCAGAAGAACCAAGCUACCAAGUUGCUCAAGUUCCUGUCACCCAAGACACCCAAAUUGCCUACAACGACGGCACUGAAACUGCCUGCAAACGUGAUACCGAAACAGCCGAAGUUGCCAGCGACCAUGGCACCCAGAUUCCUGUCGACCAUGGCACCCGAGUUCCUAUCGAUGAAGGCAUCCAGAUUCCUGGAGACCAGAUUCCUGUUAGCGAAGUCGCCCAGGUUCCUGGCACCCCGAUUCUUGUAGACCCUGGCGUCCAGGUUCCCGGCGCACAGAUUGCCGUCUAUCAGGGCGCCCCAACGGAUGCCGGCAGCGGUGCCCAAGCUGCUGCUCAAACCUCUGGGGAAAACAUACCAAAAGGCAACGAGAUGAGUGAAAGCCCGGAUGAACCACCUCACGAUAUUGAAAACCAGUUUAUAUUGCGUCUGCCUGCGGAACAUGCUGCUACUGUCAGGAAGCUUCUAAAAGGAAGCUCUAAUAGCAUUGCCAUGAAGGAUAAACUAAAAAUUGACUUAAAUCCCGAUACACGUCAGGCAGUUGUUGAGAUAGAAGAUGUCUCACUAACUGCUAAGCUGGUUGACUUGCCCUGUGUUGUUGAAAGCUUUAAAUCUCUUGAUAAAACAGCCUUUUAUAAAUCAGCAGAUAUUUCCCAGAUGCUCGUGUGCAGUGCUGCUCCUGUUCAUCAUUCUCCUCCAGAAGAACCAGUUACUUCUACUGAUUUAAAAACUAUCAGGAAAAAUGAGGAGAGACAGAAAAAACCUAACUGGAAACAUGGCAUUACUCCACCACUGAAGAAUGUCAGGAAGAAAAGAUUCCGGAAAGUAACCAAAAAGCAUGCUGAAGUCAAAGAAAUGGAAGAAAUCAGCUUUACUGAGUACAUUGACUCUUCAGAUGUGGAAAAGGAAGUGAAGAGACUGCUGUGUUCAGACGCUGAAGCUGUCAGUGCCCGAUGGGAAGUCAUUGCUGACGAUGAAACCAAGGAAAUAGAAUGCCAAGGCACCAUUCCAAGUUUUGAUUUUGCCUCCAAAAUGAUUUGCCACCAGCAGGACCAGCUCUCACCAGAAUAUGAUAUUCUUCGGGAGAGGUUAACUGAUUCUAGCAGUAGCCGUGAUCAUGAGGCUGAGAAGGAGACAGAGCCUGAUUAUGUUCAGGUAGAGAAGGAUGACAAAGAGGAGGAAGACAAAGAGGAUGAGAAGGCUGAAGAUGAUCCUGAAGAGGCUCUGGAAAGGGAGCUGCAAGUCAAGUUCGCUAAAUUAGGCUGUUACAAGGCAAAGGAAGGGACCACUUCAAUGGUCAAGAAAAUUCAGAAGCAGAUUUAUUGCAUGGAGAAGAAGGUCAAAGAAAUUCAGAACAAAGUAAAAAGAAAGGAGAAUCUUAUCAAGAAAGUGGAAAACUUGACACUCAAGAGUUAUUUACAGUCUGGGCUGAAGCAGCUUAAAAUACAAGAAAGCGAAAAAAUUGAGGAGGCAUCUAAAGGUUGUCUGGAAAUAGCUCAGUUGCAUCCAGUUAUAGUCACAAUUGAUGAACUCGGGUGCUGCUCCAGGAAAUGUACGCCCAAGUUAUCUGUGCAGCAUUUAGUCCUAUUCAACGUCAGUGUUAUAAGCCCAGGGCAGAGAAGAACAGCCAAAUCUGUUAACUUAAUCAACAGUUUUGAAGACUUGAUGAUGGUGCAGGACCGGGCAAUAUUUUGA
Messenger RNA from Chrysochloris asiatica (Cape golden mole), 1758 nucleotides. RefSeq names its product TAF7-like RNA polymerase II, TATA box binding protein (TBP)-associated factor, 50kDa (gene TAF7L). Gene Ontology annotation, molecular function: RNA polymerase II general transcription initiation factor activity. The coding region runs from base 1 to 1758 and encodes 585 amino acids. Gene Ontology annotation, cellular component: transcription factor TFIID complex. Gene Ontology annotation, biological process: RNA polymerase II preinitiation complex assembly; transcription initiation at RNA polymerase II promoter. The record is from RefSeq and is a predicted model, not a curated record. The transcript has 14 exons. Lineage: Eukaryota; Metazoa; Chordata; Mammalia; Afrosoricida; Chrysochloridae.